Molecule: messenger RNA, 3411 nt
Organism: Mustela lutreola (European mink)
Lineage: Eukaryota; Metazoa; Chordata; Mammalia; Carnivora; Mustelidae
Gene: GNA12
Product: G protein subunit alpha 12
Exons: 4
Coding region: 91-1284 (397 amino acids)
Biological process (GO): adenylate cyclase-modulating G protein-coupled receptor signaling pathway; Rho protein signal transduction
Cellular component (GO): brush border membrane; heterotrimeric G-protein complex
Molecular function (GO): G-protein beta/gamma-subunit complex binding; GTPase activity; guanyl nucleotide binding
Source: RefSeq, a predicted model, not a curated record
GGCGGCGGCGGACCGACGCGGCCUGAGGGAGCGGCCGGCUGCCGCGCGGGGCUCGCCUCGCCCGCGGCGGGGUCCAUGGCCUGAGCGGCCAUGUCCGGCGUGGUGCGGACCCUCAGCCGCUGCCUGCUGCCGGCCGAGGCCGGCGGGGCCCGCGAGCGCAGGGCGGGCAGCGGCGGCGGGGCCCGCGACGCGGAGCGCGAGGCGCGGCGGCGCAGCCGGGACAUCGACGCGGGGCUGGCCCGCGAGCGGCGCGCCGUGCGGCGCCUCGUCAAGAUCCUGCUGCUGGGCGCGGGCGAGAGCGGCAAGUCCACCUUCCUCAAGCAGAUGCGCAUCAUCCACGGCCGCGAGUUCGACCAGAAGGCGCUGCUCGAGUUCCGCGACACCAUCUUCGACAACAUCCUCAAGGUGCGCGCGCCUCCGCGUCCCCGCCCGCGCACCUGCGCCCAGGGCUCACGGGUUCUUGUCGAUGCGCGAGACAAGCUUGGCAUUCCAUGGCAGUAUUCGGAGAAUGAGAAGCACGGCAUGUUCCUCCUGGCCUUCGAGAACAAGGCAGGGCUGCCCGUGGAGCCCGCCACCUUCCAGCUGUACGUCCCGGCGCUCAGCGCUCUCUGGAGGGACUCCGGCAUCAGGGAGGCUUUCAGCCGGAGGAGCGAGUUCCAGCUGGGUGAAUCGGUGAAGUACUUUCUGGAUAACUUGGACCGGAUCGGCCAGCUGAAUUACUUUCCUAGCAAGCAGGACAUUCUGCUGGCACGGAAAGCCACCAAGGGCAUUGUGGAACAUGACUUCGUUAUUAAAAAAAUCCCUUUUAAGAUGGUGGAUGUGGGCGGCCAGCGGUCCCAGCGCCAGAAGUGGUUCCAGUGCUUCGACGGGAUCACCUCGAUCCUGUUCAUGGUGUCCUCCAGCGAGUUCGACCAGGUGCUCAUGGAGGACAGGCGCACCAACCGGCUGGUGGAGUCCAUGAACAUCUUCGAGACCAUAGUCAACAACAAGCUGUUCUUCAACGUCUCCAUCAUCCUCUUCCUCAACAAGAUGGACCUCCUGGUGGAGAAGGUCAAGACCGUGAGCAUCAAGAAGCACUUCCCAGACUUCAAGGGCGACCCGCACAGGCUGGAGGACGUGCAGCGCUUCCUGGUGCAGGGCUUCGACCGCAAGAGACGGAACCGCAGCAAGCCGCUCUUCCACCACUUCACCACUGCCAUCGACACGGAGAACAUCCGCUUCGUGUUCCACGCUGUGAAGGACACCAUCCUGCAGGAGAACCUGAAGGACAUCAUGCUGCAGUGAGAGGACACCCCUCUCCGCCGCCCGCAGCAGCCUCGGCGGCCGCUGUCCCACCUCCCUGGGCCCGCAGGGCGCUUCUCGGACCCGUGCCACCGGCACCGGGCUCAGGAGUGCUGCCGCACUGGCCACGCCAGCCACACGGGCCACGCCGCCGCACUCAGGCCCAGGGACGCGGACACUCGGACGUUAGCUACUGAACCCGGGGCGUAGUCAAACUACUGAGAAUCCAAGGGGUCACUUUGGUAUUAACACGUAAUACCUAGUAACACAGCUUUCUCUCUCUGUAUUCCUUCUUUGACACCGUUUAAUCGAGGACUGUGUGUGCGCGGCAGGUGUGCACACGUGCCCGCACACACACACUCGGUAAUGACAACACAAACAGCUGGCCUUGCAGGUGGCUUUUCCCUCUAAUGUACAAGUCUUCCGUGAGACAGAUGAGCCCGAGUGCUUGGCCUGAUGGUGGUUUGCGGGAGAGCAGGUGUCUCCGUGCCCCUCCCAGAGCACAUGCAUUGCCUUGUAGAACCUGGUGCCGGUUCUGAGAGACCCUGGUCCAGGCACCCGAGAUGCGGCCAGGGGCCCCCAGCUUUAGAGGGUGGGCGUGGGCUUGCCUUAAUGCCCCACGGCCUGUGUGCUGGCGGGGGCCGUGCCUGUUACACGCACCCGCCCAUCCUCCCCCGGCCUCGCAGGGGUCUGUCCUUAUGCCGCCCCUCCAGCACCAGCACUGGGCUGUAUCUGCCUUCUCUCCUUGUGGAAGGUGCUAGAGCACUUCCUCUUCCUCUGAGGCUCCUGAACACUGGCAGGAUUCCUAGCAGACCUCUGUAAGUGCCACAGCUGACCUUUCCAAAAGCCCAGACUCUCCGAGUUUCUGCAGACUGCCGCCACCCCGAUGCCUUCAGACAGCUGGUCCCCACUCUCAGCUGUGCUUGAGGUCUUGAUUCUUACCAAGGUCUCUGUUCUAUCCGUGUACACACGUCACCAGCAAACACCACCGGAUAUAGCUCUCGUCCAGGAGAAGCUGCCCGAGCCCAUGAGUGUGGGCAUGGGCGGACACAUGUCCCCCUGUGUGCACUUGGUCCCUUAGCUCUGUGCAGGUCUCUCCCUGGCUUCAGGACACUGCAUCCCAUGCUGGUCCCGCCAUGCGUCCCUCUCCUAGGAUGGUCUGUCCUCUGUGCUGGGACUGCUUCCACUAACCGGCACUGGCCCAUUACUGUGGCCAAGUAACAGCUGUGAGGCCCCCAUCCCCGGGCGCCCCCAUCCCCGGGCGCCCUCUUCCCCGUCCUGUGUCCCGGUCGGUUGCAUCUCCCUCCUGGCUCCUUUCCAGCAAGCAAGGGAAACGCGAGUCUUGGGGCAGAUGCUGACCCAUCUGGGGUCAGGGAGAGGGAGCACAACCUUCUCCUGAGUCAUCCUUGUUAUCAGUGUUCUUAAUGAGGGAACAACGUGAGAGCCUUUCUCUUUCGGUGCUCAAGGCUUUGUGUCCGUGGAUGUUGGCGUUUUGGUUCCCUUGGCUGGGAAAGAACAGUGCUGUUCCUGUUCUGCUUCAUAGACUGACGGAUGUGACCCAGGCUCCGUGCCGAUGACUGUGGCUUAAAGGAAAAGGAGCACUCUUGGCAGGCUCCCUCAGGGAGGUCUGGGGUCCCUCCAGCCCGGUCCCCAGCGUGGUGCACCCUCCUUGCAAGUCUCUGUCGGGUCCUCACCAGCUGCCGCUGGCCACGCUGCCCCACCAGCCGUGUGCACCAUGCUCCGGCCCCUUGAGCCCACAGUGGACACUCACAAGCAGCAGGGGCUGGGGGCGUGUGCUGAGCUGCAUGGAGAGUGGGGCGGGCGCUGCGCCCUGGGUCCCUGGCGCUUGGGGGGGCAGUCUCUGAAGACCCCAGCUCGAAGUUCUGGGGUUCGUUGGAAUUGGGGAAGGAAACUAUUUGCAAGGCUCGGCUAAAACCAUUCACAGCUUUCCCACACAUAGACUGUAGUUGUUUUUGUCUCCAAAACCUUCGGCUUUUGUAUUUUUUUUUAUUUUAACUUCACUGUUAUCCUUGAUUAUUGUCUUUUUUAUUGAGUUGUUGGAGAAGCAGGAGAUAGUCGUGCCUCAUCUAUUAUUGCAAAAAUGUAACAAUAAACUUCCUCAAAAUAAGA